UAAAGCUGUGGCAGCUGCUUUCUAGGGAAAAUGUGUGGGAUCUGCUGUGUAGUGAAUUUGACUGCAUCUCAAUGUGUGCUUCAGAAACAUGUGCGUGAAAAGCUUCGUAACAGAGGGCCCGACUGUAGCCAGGAUAUUACAGAUAUGGUAUUGGAUCCAAGUUACAGUUGCCUAUUUUCUGCCCAUGUACUCCAUAUGAGGGGAGUCUUGACUCCCCAGCCUCUGCAAGACAAGGAUGGAAAUAUUCUCCUCUGGAAUGGUGAGGUGUUUGGUGGUUUAACAGUGGGAGCUGAAGACAAUGACACCAAAGUGGUUCUCCACCAUCUGUCCUUGUGCAGAAGCCCUUCAGAUGUAUUAUCUGUUCUGUCUCAGGUUAAGGGACCCUGGGCCAUCAUUUAUUACAGGAAAGCUGAACACUGUAUUUGGUUUGGUAGGGAUUUUUUUGGGAGGAGGAGUCUUCUCUGGAGCAGUGGGCCAGAAGAGUGCUCUUUUACGUUGACCUCAGUGUCCUCGUGCUUGCCAGAUUCUGAUUCAGCCUAUUGGCAGGAAGUACCAGCAGUCGGUGUUUACAGUUUGGAUUUGAAGAAGUGUUCAUACAACAGAAGUCUGAAACUUGAGCUCUAUCCAUGGGUUUACAUCGGUGAUGAGCCCCCAAAUGACUUCACUUGUGAAGGUCUGCCCAGUUCUGUCUCCAUGGUCAUGAAUGAUUCUGGACUUCUUCUGAAUUUUCCUGUUCCUUCAAUGAACACAUCCUUAACUGCAGCUACACCUAAUGACAAACCAAACCAGACUUCUCAAACUUCUCCUGAUGACUUAAAGGUGUUUCUGAAAAGCACUGAAAAGCGAGAAAUGGUUAGAAAUCUAAUAGACGUGCUUAGCGAAGCUGUCCGCAGGAGGGUGCAGUGCCUGCCUUACCAGCUUAAACUAACAGAGGAACCCAAUGAUGAUGAAGCCCAAGUUGCCAUACUGUUUUCUGGAGGAAUUGAUUCAAUGAUUCUGGCUGUUCUUGCUGAUCGCCACAUACCUGCUGACAGACCAAUUGACCUUCUCAAUGUUGCUUUUAAACUUCAGGAAUCCAAGAUCAACCCUGGGUCCACAAAGAAAGGACAGACUAACAAAAGACAGCAUGCUAGUGCUGACAUUGCCCAGUCAGAUCAAGUGAAGUCAAACUGCUUCAAUGUCCCAGACAGGAUCACAGGCCGAGCUGGGCUGCAGGAGCUAAAAAACCUCAGUCCUGCACGGAAGUGGAACUUUGUUGAGAUCAACGUAACUCAAGAGGAGCUUAAGGAGAUGCGGGAAAAGCACAUCUCUCACUUGGUGCAUCCUUUAGACACUGUUCUGGAUGACAGCAUCGGAUGUGCUGUGUGGUUCGCAGCUAGAGGGACUGGCAUCAUAUCAGAGGGAACAGAACAGAGGCGGCACACUUCAACAGCAAAGGUGGUUUUGACAGGUAUUGGAGCGGAUGAGCAGCUGGCCGGUUAUUCCAGACACAGAGUGCGGUUUAAGACCUCAGGUCUCAAGGGCCUGGUCAAAGAGCUGGCCAUGGAGCUGGGCAGAAUAUCCUCCAGGAAUCUCGGACGAGACGACCGCAUCAUUGGAGAUCAUGGAAAAGAGGCCAGAUUUCCCUACUUGGAUGAGGACGUGGUGAGCUUUCUGAACAGUCUGCCGGUGUGGGAGAAGGCUGACCUAUGUCUGCCCAGGGGAAUUGGGGAGAAGCUGCUGUUGAGACUGGCUGCUGUGGAGCUGGGCCUGGGACCCUCUGCUGUACUGCCCAAGAGAGCCAUGCAGUUUGGUUCCCGAAUUGCCAAGUUGGAGAACCGCCAUGAAAAGGCUUCAGAUAAAUGCAAGAGAUUGGUCACAAGUUAGUACAAGCUAUUUAAAAUGUUUAUUACACAAAGAUUAGUCUGUUAUCAUUUUUUCCCAGUUUUCAAGAAUUUUAAUUAAUAAAUCUUUUAAAUCAUGUUCAACCAUGCUUGAUUGAAAAAUUGAAAAACAAAUUUUCCAACAUGUUUUGACCCAAAUAAAUCCUAUAUUAAAUAAAUAUCUGGAUUUGUAA
This is a messenger RNA of Pygocentrus nattereri (red-bellied piranha), 2056 nucleotides long. Its product is annotated as asparagine synthetase domain containing 1. The coding region runs from base 31 to 1866 and encodes 611 amino acids. The transcript is spliced from 3 exons. The record is from RefSeq and is a predicted model, not a curated record. Gene Ontology annotation, molecular function: asparagine synthase (glutamine-hydrolyzing) activity. NCBI's taxonomy places the organism in Eukaryota, Metazoa, Chordata, Actinopteri, Characiformes, Serrasalmidae.